Messenger RNA from Oryza sativa Japonica Group (Japanese rice), 2072 nucleotides. RefSeq lists its product as uncharacterized. Gene Ontology annotation, cellular component: membrane. Lineage: Eukaryota; Viridiplantae; Streptophyta; Magnoliopsida; Poales; Poaceae. The record is from RefSeq and is a predicted model, not a curated record. Gene Ontology annotation, molecular function: small GTPase binding. Gene Ontology annotation, biological process: negative regulation of GTPase activity.
UAAAAAGAGUUUCUAUCUGCAAUCUCUAAUUUCAAAUCUCCCCCAUUCGUUGCUUCUCCUCUCCGCUACCCCCGAACAAAUCUAGGGUUUCGGAUCGGAAUCCUCCACCGCCGCCGGCGUUACUACCGGCGAUAAUGUCGGCCAGCGGCGAGCCCGAGAAGGUCCCCGCCGCCGCCGAGGGAGAGGAGAAGGCGGACGGCGCGAAGGAUGCCGCGGGCUCCGGGGGAGAGCUGCUGUACUGCGGCGCGACCAACUUCGAGACCAUGGGGCGGAAGGUGGUGGGCGGGGCGCAGGGUAACCUAGUGUCGCCGACGCGGAUGCGGUCGCUCAUGGGCGUCGACAUACGAUUCGUUGCCUCCGGGUGCACGGCUUGCCAUUGUGUUGCCUUGGAUGCUGAAGGACGUUGCUAUACAUGGGGUCGAAAUGAGAAGGGGCAGUUGGGGCAUGGGGAUACUCUUCAGCGUAACCUGCCGACUGUUGUUUCUGAACUAUCAAAGUACAAAGUCAUUAAAGCAAGUGUUGGAAGAAAUCACACAGUGGUUGUAACCGAUGACGGGAAGUCAUUCUCAUUUGGUCACAAUAAACACGGACAGUUGGGUACAGGCUCCCUAAGGAAUGAAAUUGAGACAUCACCAAUGCCCUGUCUUGUUACUGAAGCAACUAAUGCUGUUUGUGGUGCUGAUUUUACUGUCUGGCUGUCAUCAGUGGAGGGCUCUACUAUACUUACAGCAGGUCUUCCCCAGUACGGUCAGCUUGGUCAUGGAACCGACAAUGAGUACAAUAUUAAAGACUCAUCUGUAAAGCUGGCAUAUGAUCCCCAGCCCCGUCCCAGGGCAAUAGCUUCAUUAUCUGGGAAAACUAUCGUCAAAGCUGCAUGUGGAACAAAUCAUACAGUUGCAGUUGAUUCAAGUGGCUAUGUUUACACAUGGGGCUUUGGUGGAUAUGGAAGGUUGGGCCAUAGAGAACAAAAGGAUGAGUGGCAGCCUCGCCUUGUUGAAGUCUUCCAGAAGCAUAAUGUUCUGCCACCCAAUGCUAUUAUAUCAGCUGGUGCGGCAAGUUCUGCAUGCACUGCCGGUGGAGGACAGUUGUACAUGUGGGGAAAGUUAAAGAAUACAGGCGACGACUGGAUGUAUCCAAAGCCAUUAUUGGAUUUAAGUGGUUGGAACAUUCGUUGCAUGGCUUCUGGUAACAUGCACCACGUUGUUGGUGCAGAUGAUUCUUGCAUAAGCUGGGGAACAGCCCAAAAUGGAGAGCUUGGCUAUGGCCCUAAUGGGCAAAAGUCAUCUGCUAAUCCUAAAAAGGUUGACAUCCUUGAAGGAAUGCAUGUUAUAAGUGUUGGUUGUGGAUAUGGGUUGUCUGCGAUUGUUGUAGACAGAUCAAUUGCUAGUGACCGGCUUAAUCAGCUGGAUAUUUAUGACGGUGAUACCUCCACUGAAGAAGACAGAGUGGAGGUCCAGGUUGCCAAGAAGGCAUCUGCUAGCACCAAUGCACGAUCUAACAAGCGCAAGAAAACCAAGGAUGUUUCCGAAUCAGAAGAGGAUGAUGAUGAGGAAGAUGAUAGCGACGACGAUGAAAAUGGUGAAAUAAAAGGUGGUAAGGGUAGACGUGGCCGCAAACCUUCAAACAGAGGGAGAGGCAGGGGAGCUAAAAAGGCAACUCCUGAGCCAAAGCCAUCUGCAAGGGGCAGAGGCCGCCCGAAGAAAACCGAGUCUCCUGCUCAGAAAACUGGGAGCUUGGGGCGAGGCGGGAAGAGGGGGAAGCGAGGAAGAGCUCGGAAGUGAGUUUAAACCAAGUAGGGCAUUGUUGAACUCAGAUCGUGUGAUUGUCUAACUCCUGAUGCGAUCCAACCCAGCCAUUCAAGGGCAUUUGUUUUCUUAGCAAUGGUUUCUUACUCUUGCCCGCCUUACAUUGUUGAGCCUGUUUUUUGAGUGGAAUUACCUCUGGUAUUGAAGACUUGUCUGAUUUGAACCUGAAAAGCUCUGUUUAGUUAGCCUCCAAGAGCAUGAGAUAAGUUAGCUCUCGUAGAGCCCAGGGCUCAAAAGAUUUUAUCCACACCGCAGCUUCUAUAGCCA